Acaulospora morrowiae is the source of this 294-nucleotide messenger RNA. Lineage: Eukaryota; Fungi; Glomeromycota; Glomeromycetes; Diversisporales; Acaulosporaceae. The record is from the annotation of a GenBank genome assembly.
GUAAGGAUCAGAUCCGAAUAUCGUGAUUCUUUUGACCUAUCAAUGUUCUUAAGAUCCAUCAUCUGUAUAUUACAAAAGGAACAACAGUUUAUUCAAGGUUUAGAAGAGCUUCUUAACAUGUUGUUUUCUGGAGACACGGAUCCGGCGAGAAUCAGAACGGCAACGUCAGCUCUAAAUAGCAAUUAUUAUAGCUCACCGGCGUGCGUACCUGCACUUGUGCAUAUAUUAUCGCAUUCAUCUAUCUGGCAGGUUGAAACAAUUCCUAUUUGCUUUUACAAUCUUACACAGUUGUGA